AAGUACAUAGGUGGACGUGGUCGCUCUAUCAACUCUCACUUUCUAUCCUAGUUCAGUGAUAACAAUCUCAACCUCAAAAAUCUCCAGAAUCAAAAUAAAUGGACACCAUUCAUUUUCUAUAAAAACCAAGAUAUCAUAAAAAAUUAAUGAACUGAAUUCUUGUUCAAACUUCUUCUUCUUCUUCUAACUUAAAGGGAACUCAAGUUUUCAAGAGCAAAAAGAAAAAGACAUGGCUCAAACAAUGUUGCUGACAGCCAAUGCCAAAGUUGAUUUAAGGAGUAAAGAAUCCUUAGUUGAAAGACUAAAGCCUAAGCCUUUGUCUUCUUUCUUUUUGCCUUCUCUUCCUUUGAAAUACCCUUCUGCUUCUUCUUCUUCACAUUUCACAAGUACUACUGUUGCUCUUUUCAAGUCUAAAGCCAAAGCUCCUGCCAAAAAGGUUGUACCAAAGCCAAAGGAAAAAGUUGAAGAUGGGAUUUUUGGAACCUCAGGAGGAAUUGGUUUCACUAAGCAAAAUGAGCUCUUUGUUGGCCGUGUAGCUAUGAUUGGUUUUGCGGCAUCUUUGUUGGGAGAAGCAGUAACAGGAAAGGGAAUAUUGGCACAACUGAAUCUUGAAACUGGAAUUCCAAUCUAUGAAGCAGAGCCACUACUAUUGUUCUUCAUCCUAUUCAAUCUGCUUGGAGCCAUUGGAGCUUUGGGAGACAGAGGAAAAUUUGUUGAUGACCCUGCCCCUGCUACUGGUCUUGAUAAGGCUGUUAUCCCUCCUGGCAAAGGCUUUAAGGCUGCUUUAGGUCUUAGGGAAGGAGGUCCUCUAUUUGGAUUCACAAAGGCAAAUGAGUUGUUUGUAGGAAGAUUGGCACAACUGGGAAUUGCUUUCUCCAUUAUAGGAGAAAUUAUCACAGGGAAAGGAGCUUUGGCACAACUUAACUUUGAGACAGGUGUCCCAAUCAAUGAGAUUGAGCCCCUUUUGUUGUUUAACAUUGUCUUCUUCUUCAUUGCUGCCAUAAAUCCAGGAACUGGCAAAUUUGUCACUGAUGAGGAAGAGGAGUGAAGAUAUAUAGACUAGUUAGUUUCUGUUGUGUAGCUUUUUCUAAUAAACUUAAUUUAUAUUUCUUCAUAGUUGUGUGCACUCCAUCGUUAUUAUCUUAUUUAAUUUCCAGCAAAAAUGACUAAUGUGGAAGUGCAAAUGAUUGGAAGUUUAAGUGUCCUAUUGUAAUGAGAAAA
Nicotiana attenuata is the source of this 1221-nucleotide messenger RNA. Its product is annotated as photosystem II 22 kDa protein, chloroplastic. Lineage: Eukaryota; Viridiplantae; Streptophyta; Magnoliopsida; Solanales; Solanaceae. The transcript has 4 exons. The coding region runs from base 230 to 1048 and encodes 272 amino acids. The record is from RefSeq and is a predicted model, not a curated record.